This is a messenger RNA of Apis florea (little honeybee), 947 nucleotides long. RefSeq names its product GST-containing FLYWCH zinc-finger protein (gene gfzf). Gene Ontology annotation, biological process: glutathione metabolic process. The record is from RefSeq and is a predicted model, not a curated record. Gene Ontology annotation, molecular function: glutathione transferase activity. Lineage: Eukaryota; Metazoa; Arthropoda; Insecta; Hymenoptera; Apidae.
GUUAUCAUUAACAUCAAAACCUUGAGAAACAGUAAAGAGAAAGGAACUUUGUGCAAUAAAAUGUCAGUACAGUCUUACAUUCAAAUAAAUACUACACGACUUUUCUUUCCUAAAUUAUUGUCAAUUAGAUAUUUUCAAAUUUAUAAUGAAACUUUAUAGCGUUUCUGAUGGACCACCAUCUCUUGCUUGUCGUCAAGCUUUAAAAGCUUUAAAUAUUCAAUACGAAUUGAUCGAUGUAGAUUUUGGCAAGGGAGAACAUAUAACAGAUAAAUAUGCACAAUUAAAUCCACAAAAAGAGAUACCUGUAUUAAUUGAUGAUGAUCUUGUAAUGGGAGAAAGCAAUGCCAUUCUACAAUAUCUUGGUGAUAAAUACGAUAAAAUGGGAAAAUUAUAUCCGAAGGAUCCAAAAGCCCGUGCAAUAAUUAAUCAUCGAUUGUGUUUUAAUUUGGCUAUGUAUUAUCGUAAUAUUUCUGAAUACGUGAUAACUCCUAUAUUCUUCGAUUAUAAAAGAACUCCUCUGGGUUUGAAAAAAAAUGAAAAUGCUUUAGAUAUUUUUAAUACAUAUCUACAACGCGAAAAUUCAGAAUAUGCUGCGGGUAAUACACUGACUAUCGCCGAUUUCCCCUUAAUUACUGCAACUAUGUGUCUAGAAGUUAUCGAUUUCAAAUUAAAUACAUGGUCUUAUUUAGAAAAAUGGUAUAAUAAUUUUAAACAGAAACAUCCAGAAUUAUGGGAAAUCGCCGCAAAAGGUAUGCAAGAACUUAGUUAUUACGAGAAGAAUCCACCUGAUUUAUCUAAUAUAGAUCAUCCAAUCCAUCCAAUUCGUAAAAUUAAUAAGUAACAAACAAGUUAUAAGUGACAAACAAUUUCAUAUGUUAAAAAUGUUAAAAUAUUUAUAAAUUAUUUAUUAAAAUUAGAUGUCAAUAUAUCGAUUAUAUUUUAAUAAA